Hemiscyllium ocellatum (epaulette shark) is the source of this 1419-nucleotide messenger RNA. RefSeq names its product interferon-inducible GTPase 5-like. Gene Ontology annotation, molecular function: GTP binding; GTPase activity. Gene Ontology annotation, cellular component: membrane. The record is from RefSeq and is a predicted model, not a curated record. The transcript has 2 exons. NCBI's taxonomy places the organism in Eukaryota, Metazoa, Chordata, Chondrichthyes, Orectolobiformes, Hemiscylliidae. Bases 1 to 1419 code for a protein of 472 amino acids.
AUGGAGGUGGAGGCCAUGCGCAACGAGGAUAUCAUCGAACUAAGUCAGAGCGAGUGGGGUUCACCGAUCGUCUUAGUUCCCAAACCAGACGGGACUCAACAAUUCUGCGUGGAUUAUCGGAAGGUCGACACCGUUACAAAAUCGGACUCCGAUCCAAUUCCGGGAUUGGAGGACUGUCUCGAAAAAGUCGGACAAGCCAGUUACGUCACCAAGUUGGCCUUACUGCGUGGUUACAGGCAGUUGGCGAGUAUGGACUUGGAAGUUGAGGGGAUUCUGGAGAGACUUUGGGAUGCCAUGGAACGCGGUGGGAUAUCGGAAAUGGCGCCUCUAGUGGAGGCGGAGAGGAAGAGGGUGGAGUGCGUGACGGUCCAUGUGGCGGUCACUGGGACCUCCCGAGCGGGGAAGUCCACCUUCAUCCGCUCUGCCAUGGGCUUUCAAGAUGGCGAAGAGGGUGCCCCCACCACCGACCUGAGCCAGCAGCUGGUGAAGCCGGCACCGUAUCAGAGGCCAGGAUCCCCCGGCUGUACGUUCUGGGAGCUGCCUAACGUCGAAGGGACCGGCUUCUCGCCGGGGGACUACUUGCGGGCGGCGGAGGUGGACCGCUACACUGGCUUCUACGUCCUCUCAUCGGGCCGCUUCACCUGGCAGGCGGCAGCCCUCGCCGAUGAGCUGAGGCGGCUGGGCAAGCCCUUCUACUUCAUCCUCACCAAGAUCGACGCGGACGCGCGCGGUCACAAGGACGCGGAGUUUGCCCGCGAGGCCCUGCGCGUCGUUGCCGCCAAUCGCUUUGCCCACUUGGAUGUGGGCUACGCUAUUGGCCGCUUCUACUGCGUCUCCUGCCUCGAGAGUGACCGGUUCGACUUCCCAGCCUGCAUCCGGGCCCUGCAAAAGGACGCCAUGCCUGCUCUUCAGAGGCACGCCCUCCUGCUGUCCCUGCCCCAUCUCGCUGACAAGACCGAACUGAAGAACUCGCUGAAGGCGUUGAUCCCACUGUCGGCCGUCUACAGUUGCGUCAUCGACCCCCUCCCGGUCGAGCAGCUGCCUUACCAGGCAAACGUCCGCUUCCUGUGCGACGAAAUCCGGCUGUACCGCCUCCUGUUGGGCCUUGACUACCAGGCCCUGAGCAAGAGGGCCAGGCUGAUCGGGCAGCCCGCCUUUGUCCUCUCGGACGAGAUCCAGACCCGCAUGGCCAGGGAGCUGACCGAGAAGGCCGUGGCGGAGGAGCUGCUGAGGUGGACGGAGAAGAAUGUCCUGGUGUCCCCCAACAAUGUGAAGUGGAUCCCCCUCCUGGAGAGCCUGCCUGGGGGGAAGCUCUCUGGCGCCUCCACCAUCAGGCUGCUGGACGCCAUGUUGGAGCAGUUCAUGGACGAUGUCUACCGGGUUCAGAGAAAAGUGGCCAAUGUGCUAAGGGGUGACUGA